AUGGGUUCUUCCGACGCUGCGCCGAAGCCGGUGUGGACAGCGCAGACAGACGGUGCUGAAGUUUUUCUAAUAGUGCUUUCGACUCUGCCGCACCCCCCAGAAGAACACUCGUCAUCCCCUGUUCCCUUCUUCCACCUGCUGGAGCGUCUGAAGACGACCAAGCGCGAGGGCUGGCGCCGGUUCGGCUUGGUCUAUGGCGAGUCGAUUUCGGACCACAUGUACCGCAUGGCGGUGAUGACGAUGCUGGCCCCGCCGUCGCUGGCGUCGCGACUGAACAUACCGCACUGCACCAAGAUGGCGUUGAUCCACGAUAUGGCCGAGUCGCUGGUGGGGGACAUCACUCCGGUCGACAAGGAGGUGACCAAGGAGGAGAAGGCGCGUCGCGAGGCGGCGGUGAUGGACUACAUCGAGUCGACACUGCUGAGCGGUGUGCCCGGUGGGCAGCUGUCCGGCGGGGAGAUCCGGCGCGUGUUUCAGGAGUACGAGGACAACGAGACGCUAGAAGCGAAGUUUGUGCACGACAUCGAUAAGAUGGAGCUGCUACUGCAGAUGGUCGAGUACGAGCGGACGCACGGUAUCGACCUGUCCGAGUUUUCCCACGUCGCUUCCCGGAUCCAAUUGCCAGAAGUGAAGGAAUGGGCGGCGACGGUGCUGAAGGAACAGGAGGAGUUCUGGAAGGCCAAAGCGAAAUCUUAG
Messenger RNA from Rasamsonia emersonii CBS 393.64, 696 nucleotides. RefSeq lists its product as uncharacterized. NCBI's taxonomy places the organism in Eukaryota, Fungi, Ascomycota, Eurotiomycetes, Eurotiales, Trichocomaceae. Gene Ontology annotation, cellular component: cytoplasm. Bases 1 to 696 code for a protein of 231 amino acids. Gene Ontology annotation, molecular function: 5'-deoxynucleotidase activity. The record is from RefSeq and is a predicted model, not a curated record. The transcript has 2 exons.